Messenger RNA from Glycine soja, 1184 nucleotides. Its product is annotated as protein TRANSPARENT TESTA 16-like. Gene Ontology annotation, molecular function: RNA polymerase II cis-regulatory region sequence-specific DNA binding; DNA-binding transcription factor activity, RNA polymerase II-specific; protein dimerization activity. Gene Ontology annotation, biological process: positive regulation of transcription by RNA polymerase II. Bases 88 to 828 code for a protein of 246 amino acids. Gene Ontology annotation, cellular component: nucleus. The record is from RefSeq and is a predicted model, not a curated record. Lineage: Eukaryota; Viridiplantae; Streptophyta; Magnoliopsida; Fabales; Fabaceae. The transcript has 8 exons.
AAGCUAGUGUGAUGAUAUUUCUCAAGCUCUAGGUCUAAUUAAUUCCACAAAGAAAGAAAGUUUUCCGAGGGUUUGUGUAUGUGAGAUAUGGGACGUGGAAAGAUAGAGAUAAAGAGGAUCGAGAACAAAACCACAAGGCAAGUGACCUUCUCCAAAAGAAGAUGUGGCCUCUUGAAGAAGACAAAGGAGCUUUCUGUGCUUUGUGAUGCUAAGAUCGGGAUUAUCAUCUUCUCCAGCACCGGGAAGAUGAGGGAAUGGUGCACCGAACCCUUCAGGAUGGAGCAGAUCAUAGAGCAGUACCAGAUAUCAAAAGGAACUUGCAUAGCGGAACGUGGACGUGAUCAUCCCCGAGAAGAAUUUGUCCAUAACAUGGCAAUGCUGAGGCAGAAAACUAUUCGUCUUGAAUUGGAAAUUCAACGCUAUCUUGGAGAGGACACGAGGGGUUUGCAAUACGAGGAUUUGACUAAGCUUGAACAAGAAUUGGAGAACUCUGUGGCAAGGGUUCGAAACCGUCAUAAUGAGCUCUUGCAACAACAAAUGGAGAAUCUGCGAAGGAAGGAAAGGAUCUUGGAAGAGGAAAACAAUAAUUUGUCCAAUUGGAUUCAGGAACACCAAGCAGUGUUGGAGUUUCAGAAGGCCGCUGAUACAGUGGAAGCAAGCAAACCAAUGCAUGUGAUGGAUCACUUCUCAUUCUUUGAAGAGCAACCUGCUGGGAGCAUCCUUCAACUAGCUUCUCCUAUGCUUCCACACUUUUACCCAUAUCUUCAGCUGGCACAGCCCAAUAUCCAAGACUCAGUCAGGGACCAGAGCUAUAACAAUGAGCAAUAGAUGGAGUGUUCUUCAGAGAAUGAAGUGGCUAAUUCAUUAAUGUUAUCAUCAGCGAACAAGUAGACAGAUUUCUGGCCUUUUUUUCCCUGUGGAAUAUCAUGGCUGGAAGUUGACAAUAAUAACUUGCUAGCUUUUCGUUUUUUGGUUUCAAUGUAGUAUAUAUGUACAUCAUAUUUCACUUGUUUUCGACAACGAAUUAAGGGUAUGUUCUUAUGUCUACGAUGCAAAGAGAGACUAGAGUAUUACGUCUCUACUAGAUACCUAUUCAUUGUUAAAUGCUAAUCUUAGUGAUUUCCACACACACACUCAAAAAACGUAAUUCAUAAUUUAAGAGGAUGACUUGUAUAUAUUAUCAA